AUGUGGCCGUACGAUCCUCAUCCUGCGGCUCCUGUCUGUUCCUCGUCUCCACCGCCGGGUUCCUCCGAUUUUCACCGCUUCGUCUCCCAGUUUGAUCUCUCUCCCCUUCCUCGUUUUCCUCUUCACUACUGCUGCUCGGCGCUUGUGCUUCCUCCCUAUAAGAAGGGUCUGCUCGUUCUUCCGGAUCAGUAUCGAGAGUGGUUAAAGCCCUUCGCCUCGCUGCUUGGAACGCGUUUUCCGGUCCUCCGCCUACGCCGCUUACAGCCCGUCUCCCGCGGCCUCGUCCUCUUCCGCUGCGCGAUGGUGAUUGCCGGAUGUCAUGAGCUGUCGCCAGUGCGCGCUGCCGUUGCGUCAGUGGUGAUCGAAAAAUCACAGCCGGUAUCUGCCUCGGCGACGGCUGCGAUGAAACCGCCAUUGCCGCCUGCCCCGAAGCCCGCGUCGUCAACACCUGCGGUCCCUGUUCUCCCGAACCCGGCUCCCCCUGCUGCUGAUUCGCCCCCAGCUGCCGCUGCGACUCUGUCUGGUCCCGCUGCCCCUGUGGUUGCCCCUCACGCUCUCCCGCGUCAAGAGCCUGAGCACGUGGCCUCUGCUGCUGUCGUUGCGCCACCAGCUGCCGCCGUCCCUGCUGCCCUUGCUGCUCUGGGCACCGACCUGGCGCUGACGGCGGUGUCCGCCACCACUGGCGGCCUUGCCCCGGCGGAGUCUCCUCGUCGCCGCCAAUCCGGCGGGAACUGGCAUUCGUACCGGGGUGGGCGGGGGGGGGGCUGGCGAGGAGGUCACGGUCGUGGACGUGGCGGGGCGUUUGACGCGCCGGUGACGAUGGCGGACUUGCAACGGGUCGUAAGUGCUGCGAUGCGCGAGGAGAGGGCAUCGCAGGCGAGCCAGCAGGUCCCGCGUGCAGCUGCCGCUCCUCCUCCUCUUGCACCUCUUGUGGCUGCACCGCCGGCAGUUGCCCCUCGUCCUCCUGCUCUCCCCGCUCCUUAUCCAUCCCUUCUGCCCGUUGAUCCCGCUCCCCAUGCUGCUUGUGCUGCGCAGCCGUUCCAUCCUCGGACGGCGCAGGUUCCGGAGGCGACCCUGGGGCAGCUGUGGUGCCUAUCUGAGGGCUUGCGGGUUGUCCAUCUGAUCCAAUUUUAUGGACACGCGGCUCUUUCCCGCGGUGUUGCUCUGGAAGGCGGCCCUCGGGACGAGUGCCUAGAUGCCGCUGAUCGGCUUGCCGAGCUCCUGACGCCCGUGUUGGCUGCGCUCGCGAGGGGUGGAGUUGCGGGCGUUGGACAGAUUGGGUCGGCUGUCCGUGGUCUGCGGCGGUUUCUGCGCGCAGGGACUGCAGUCGACUUGAUCGGCGCAACCACAGUGGUGGUGCGCGAGCUUCAUCGCUCGUUGACGGGCUUGCUUGCCGUCCUUGAUGCGGAAUUCUACCGUCCGCGCAGGAGAGUCGCCAUGGCGGAAGCCACGGGCGGCAAGUACGUGGGGGAGGCGCAGGGCACGGCGCGCGCCAACAUGGACACGGUCAUGAAGGGAUGGUUCUCGGAAGUCAGCCCCAUGUGGCCAGGAGAGGCGCAUUCGUUAAAGAUCGAGAAGGUGGUGUUCGAGGGCAAAUCCGACUUCCAAGACGUCGCCAUCUUCCAGUCGGAGACGUACGGCAAGGUGUUGGUGCUGGACGGCGUGAUCCAGCUGACGGAGCGCGACGAGUGCGCGUAUCAGGAGAUGAUCACGCACGUGCCGCUCUGCUCCAUCCCCAACCCUAAGAAGGUGCUGGUGGUGGGCGGCGGCGACGGCGGCGUGUUGAGGGAGGUGUCGCGGCACGUGGGGGUGGAGCAGAUCGACAUCGUCGAGAUCGACGGCAUGGUCAUCGAUGUGUCCAAGGAGCACUUCCCUGCGGUGGCCAUUGGCUACAAGGACCCGCGCGUCAACGUCACUGUGGGCGACGGAGUGGCGUUCCUCAAGGCGGUGCCAAAGGGCACGUAUGAUGCCAUCAUCGUCGACUCCUCCGAUCCCAUCGGCCCCGCGCAGCAGCUGUUUGAGCGGCCCUUCUUCGAGUCGAUGGCGCGUGCUCUGCGGCCGGGCGGUGUGGUGUGCACGCAGGCGGAGUCGCUGUGGCUGCAUCUGCCCAUCAUCAAGGACAUUGCCCUCGCCUGCCACCACGCCUUCAAGGGCUCCGUCAACUACGCCUGGACCAGCGUCCCCACCUACCCCAGUGGCACGAUCGGCUUCAUGGUGUGCUCGACCCCGGGGCCAGAGGUAAACUUCAAGGUCCCCUGCAACAAGAUUGAGGACCAGCCUGAACGACCUGACAACCUGCCCAAGUUGCCGCCUCUAAAGUACUACAACUCUCAAGUCCAUUCUGCUGCCUUUGUUCUCCCGCAAUUCGCCAAGGAAGCUCUUGAGCCCCACCUCACUAAGUAA
Messenger RNA from Closterium sp. Naga37s-1, 2403 nucleotides. Lineage: Eukaryota; Viridiplantae; Streptophyta; Zygnematophyceae; Desmidiales; Closteriaceae. The record is from the annotation of a GenBank genome assembly.